AUGGCGACCAGCAGCAACAGCAGCACUGUACCCAAGGCCAAAUUUAUAGCAGGCGGCAAAUACAAACUAGUGCGGAAGAUAGGGGCUGGGUCUUUUGGGGAUAUUUAUCUGGCAAUAAACGUCACUAAUGGGGAGGAAGUGGCAGUGAAGUUAGAAUCUCAGAAGGCCAAACACCCCCUGCUACUCUAUGAAAGUAAACUGUAUAAGAUACUUCAAGGUGGGGUUGGUAUUCCUCACAUUCGCUGGUAUGGCCAAGAAAAAGACUAUAAUGUGCUAGUCAUGGACCUUCUGGGUCCCAACCUUGAAGAUCUUUUCAAUUUCUGUUCAAGGAGGUUCACCAUGAAAACUGUCCUUCUGUUAGCUGAUCAAAUGAUAAGUAGAAUUGAGUAUUUGCAUACAAAAAAUUUCAUUCACAGAGAUAUUAAACCAGGCAACUUCCUCAUGGGUAUUGGGCGUCAUCACAGAAAAUUAAAUCAAUUGUUCCUUAUUGAUUUUGGUUUGGCCAAAAAGUAUAGAGACAACAAAACAAGACAACACAUACCGUACAGAGAAGAUAAAAACCUUACAGGCACUGCCCAGUAUGCCAGUAUCAAUGCACAUCUCGGUAUUGAGCAGAGUCGUCGAGAUGAUAUGGAAUCACUAGGAUAUGUCCUGAUGUAUUUUAAUAGAACCAGCCUUCCAUGGCAAGGACUAAAAGCCACAACAAAGAAACAAAAAUAUGAGAAGAUCAGUGAAAAGAAAAUGUCCACUCCCGUUGAAGUUUUAUGUAAGGGAUUUCCUGUAGAAUUUGCCAUGUACUUAAACUACUGCCGUGGUCUGCGCUUUGAGGAAGCCCCAGAUUACAUGUACCUAAGGCAGCUAUUUCGCAUUCUCUUCAGAACCUUGAAUUUACAGUAUGACUACUCAUUUGACUGGACAACGAUAAAGCAGAAAGGGCCACAGCCAGCAACCUCUUCCAGUGGGCAGGGGCAAAAGGGCCACCAUCCCCCCCCUGGUUUGUAA
Messenger RNA from Perognathus longimembris pacificus (Pacific pocket mouse), 1002 nucleotides. RefSeq names its product casein kinase I-like. Gene Ontology annotation, cellular component: nucleus; cytoplasm. Lineage: Eukaryota; Metazoa; Chordata; Mammalia; Rodentia; Heteromyidae. Gene Ontology annotation, molecular function: protein serine/threonine kinase activity; ATP binding. Gene Ontology annotation, biological process: negative regulation of canonical Wnt signaling pathway; signal transduction; peptidyl-serine phosphorylation. Bases 1 to 1002 code for a protein of 333 amino acids. The record is from RefSeq and is a predicted model, not a curated record. The transcript is spliced from 2 exons.